Rhagoletis zephyria (snowberry fruit fly) is the source of this 1826-nucleotide messenger RNA. Its product is annotated as E3 ubiquitin-protein ligase CBL-like. The record is from RefSeq and is a predicted model, not a curated record. Lineage: Eukaryota; Metazoa; Arthropoda; Insecta; Diptera; Tephritidae. Gene Ontology annotation, biological process: signal transduction; negative regulation of epidermal growth factor-activated receptor activity. Gene Ontology annotation, molecular function: receptor tyrosine kinase binding; phosphotyrosine residue binding; ubiquitin protein ligase activity. Gene Ontology annotation, cellular component: plasma membrane; membrane raft.
UUUUGGAAGCUCAACUUUGGAAACAGUACUUUGGUCCCAUGGAAAAUCUUUCGACAAGAGUUGAACAAAGUACAUCCUAUAUCAUCUGGUCUAGAAGCAAUGGCCCUAAAAACCACAAUAGAUUUAACGUGCAACGAUUAUAUUUCAAAUUUUGAAUUUGACGUGUUUACGAGACUCUUUCAACCGUGGGUAACGCUGCUACGUAAUUGGCAAAUAUUGGCUGUCACACACCCUGGAUAUGUAGCGUUUCUGACUUACGACGAAGUUAAAGCGCGAUUGCAGCGUUACAUCCACAAGGCUGGUAGCUAUGUGUUCAGAUUAUCAUGUACUCGCCUCGGGCAGUGGGCGAUAGGGUACGUUACCGCCGAUGGAGAAAUAUUGCAAACCAUACCGCAAAACAAAUCAUUGUGUCAAGCAUUGUUAGAUGGCCACAGGGAGGGGUUUUAUUUGUACCCGGAUGGUCAAGCUUGUAACCCCGAUCUAUCAUCGGCAGUGCAGAGUCCUACGGAAGAUCAUAUUACAGUUACACAAGAACAAUAUGAGCUAUACUGCGAAAUGGGUAGCACAUUUCAAUUGUGUAAAAUAUGUGCCGAGAAUGAUAAGGAUAUACGCAUUGAGCCUUGCGGGCAUCUACUAUGCACGCCGUGCCUCACAUCUUGGCAAGUCGACUCAGAAGGACAGGGUUGUCCGUUCUGCCGUGCUGAAAUCAAGGGCACCGAACAAAUUGUAGUGGAUGCUUUCGAUCCGCGAAAACAGCACAACCGAAAUUCGACGAAUGGCCGUCAUCAAAAUACCGACGAUGACGAUACAGAGGUAUAAAUAAUAAGUAGCUUAUUCUAGAUUUUUUAACGCGCAUCGCAAGUAACCCAACCAAAAUAUAAAAAAUUUCAAACAACCAAUCGGCGAGAAAAGUUAAAAUCGAUAGUAAACGAAUUUACCCGGUCUGUAGUACUAACACUAAAUUUGGCGUAAAUGGCGUACAUGUCAAUGAAUUUAACUGAACUUACUACUGCUAUUUAUGAGUUUCAUUAGUUCGUAUGUGAUCUCAAACCAGAAAAGAGCAUGAAGUUUAAUUAAAAGUACCAAUUGAUUAUUUUUUGUUGCACUAAAAUUUUAAGGUGAUCAAAAUCUAUGUAAAAGGUACUAAAAAGAAUUAUAAAAUCCACAAAACUUCCUCAGAGUUUCUAAUUCCAAAGGGUGUGAUUGGUUGUUUGUUAUUCUUGUUGGUAGUUAUCUUGAGAGGGAGGCAUAGUUUUGUUUGAUCAAAUGAAACACACAAACCUUUUUACAAACCUUUCUGUAAAUAGUUGCUGUAUUAUCUAUUUAUUAUACACUCAUACAUAUACACACUAAAUGCGCCCAUACAAAUUUCACAUUAUUAUUUAUUAUUGUUUAGUUAGCUCGUAUUUAACAAUGUUUAUGUGUUAAGUUGAAGUUUUUUUUUGAUUUGAACUAUGAAUGUUUACGUGCUAUUAUACACAUGCAUAGUUAUUCCAAAAUAUAUAUUUUAUGUAAGAAUGUAAAAGUGCUCUAUCUAAACGAAAACAUAAUUUUUUUCACGAAGGCAUUUGUGGUUUAAAUGCGUUAAAUGGAUUAAGAUGCUUCAAGUUCUAUAAAGCAAAUAAUUCUAAAAUCUGCAGUUUGAUUUGCAUAAUUAAUUUUGCAUUAAGUGUAUUUGACCCUUUUAGUGCUAGUGUUAACUAACAUUCCUGAGAACGACACUUGAAUAAAUAAUCGAAAAUAUAUCUAUAUCAUAUUUUAUAUGGUUAUCAAAUAUACAGCAAAAAACUUUCUGAUCGCAGAAGUGAACAUGGAAUGGUGAAAAA